AUGUCCAAGAAGAUCCUGAUCAGAGCUGAUCUCAUCGGCGACAAGUGCAAGAGCAAGAUCCUGUCAACUGCUGCCAAGCUCAAGGGGAUCAAGUCGAUGGACAUUGACCAGGACAAGUGCACGCUGACGGUGGUCGGCACCGUCGAUCCGGUGCGGCUCCUGCAGUGUCUCAGGAAGUCGUGCUUCGCUGCAGUUAUCAUCAGCGUCGCAGACGACAAGCCAAAGGAGCCAGAGAAGAAGGACCCCUGCCUGGAGGCCUGCGAGAAGGCCUGCAAGGACAAGUGCGAGAUGGCUUGCAAGGAGCAAGAAGAAGUGCGUGGUGAUUACUUGCAACGAGGCGUGCUGCAAGAAGAAGUGCGAGAUGGCUACUUGCAAUGA
This is a messenger RNA of Triticum turgidum subsp. durum (durum wheat), 378 nucleotides long. The record is from the annotation of a GenBank genome assembly. NCBI's taxonomy places the organism in Eukaryota, Viridiplantae, Streptophyta, Magnoliopsida, Poales, Poaceae.